CCCAAAGGUCCUCCCGAAGCCCGGCAUUCUGCACGCUUCAAAAGCGCACGUCUGCCGCACUGUUCUCCUCUUCCUCAUCUCCGGGCCUCUCGACCUCACGGUGUUGCCAAAAUGUCGCUUUCCAACAAGCUGACUUUGGACAAGCUGGACGUGAAGGGGAAGCGGGUCGUGAUGAGGGUGGACUUCAACGUUCCUAUGAAGAACAACCAGAUAACAAAUAACCAAAGGAUCAAGGCUGCUGUUCCAAGCAUCAAAUUCUGCUUGGACAAUGGAGCAAAGUCGGUUGUCCUUAUGAGCCACCUGGGCCGGCCUGAUGGUCAAGUUUCCUUGCUAGUUUCCUAUUCUUGGUGGUCUGAAAUGCUUUUGGUGUUUUUUGGAGUCAUCGACAUUUUCUAUAUUAGAUUUUUCUUUUUAAACUUUUCUCUGCAGGUUAAAGCUGAGCCAGCCAAAAUUGAUGCUUUCCGAGCCUCACUGUCCAAACUAGGAGAUGUCUAUGUCAAUGAUGCUUUUGGGACUGCACACCGAGCCCAUAGCUCCAUGGUGGGUGUGAAUCUGCCACAGAAGGCUGGUGGAUUUUUGAUGAAGAAGGAGCUGAACUACUUUGCCAAGGCUUUGGAGAGUCCAGAGCGACCCUUCCUGGCUAUCUUGGGAGGAGCUAAAGUUGCAGACAAGAUCCAGCUGAUCAAUAAUAUGCUAGACAAAGUCAAUGAGAUGAUCAUUGGUGGUGGAAUGGCCUUUACCUUUCUUAAGGUGCUCAACAACAUGGAGAUUGGCACAUCUCUGUAUGAUGAAGAAGGAGCCAAGAUUGUCAAAGGUCUCAUGUCCAAAGCUGAGAAAAAUGGUGUGAAGAUUACCUUGCCUGUUGACUUUGUCACUGCUGACAAAUUUGAUGAAAAUGCCAAGACUGGCCAAGCUACUUUGGCCUCCGGUAUACCUGCUGGCUGGAUGGGCUUGGACUGUGGUACUGAGAGUAGCAAGAAAUAUGCCGAGGCCGUGGCCCGAGCUAAGCAGAUUGUUUGGAAUGGUCCUGUUGGGGUAUUUGAAUGGGAAGCCUUUGCCAGGGGAACCAAGUCACUCAUGGAUGAGGUGGUGAAAGCCACUUCUAGGGGUUGCAUCACCAUCAUAGGUGGUGGAGACACUGCCACUUGCUGUGCCAAAUGGAACACAGAGGAUAAAGUCAGCCAUGUGAGCACUGGGGGCGGUGCCAGUCUAGAGCUUCUGGAAGGUAAAGUCCUUCCUGGGGUGGAUGCUCUCAGCAAUGUUUAGUAUUUUCUUUCCUGCCUUUGGUUCCUGUGCACAGCCCCUAAGUCAACCUAGUGUUUUCCGCAUCUCCAUUUGGUGUUAGCGCAAGAUUCAGCUAGUGGCUGAGAUGCGGCACCAGGAACCCUUAAACAGUUGCACAGCAUCUCAGCUCGUCUUUACUGCAUCAGGAUUUGUCUGCGUUCUUCAAGAUCCCAUUUAAAUUCCUUAGUGACUAAAACCAUUGUGCAUUGUAGAGGGCGUCUAUUUAUAUUCUGCCUGAGAAAGGAAGUGAGCUGUAAAGGCUGAGCUCUCUCUCUCUGACGUAUGUAGCCUCUGGUUAGCUUCGUCACUCACUGUUCAUGACUCAGCAUGGCAAUCUGAUGAAAUCCCAGCUGUAAGUCUGCAGAAGUUGAUGAUCUAUUAAACAAUAAAGAUGUCCACUGAAAUGGAA
This is a messenger RNA of Mus caroli (Ryukyu mouse), 1693 nucleotides long. NCBI's taxonomy places the organism in Eukaryota, Metazoa, Chordata, Mammalia, Rodentia, Muridae. The record is from RefSeq and is a predicted model, not a curated record.